AUGUUGUUCGGACUGAGCCUCUCUCAAACUUUCCGCAUCCUCGAGAUGGUGUUCUGUGCAUUAGCGCUGAUCAUCCCGAUGUUUCGAGGCCCCAUGUCCAGUCCGUACGGGAUCUGGUGUGAGUUUGUAUGGGUAUUCGGACUUAUUGUAGCUGUGGUGAUCUUUGUAAUCGAGAAGUGCCUGGUGGAUAAACUAAUAGAGCUCCUUGUGCUGAAGCACACUUGGAAUGAUCUCUCCUGUGGAUUGAGCCUCCUGUCAUCCCUCAUGCUGUUGUCUGCAUGUCUCAUCUACUGCACCGUGUUUGUGUGCGCAACAUGCAUCGCAGACAUGAUCUGCGCCAUCGCCUCCAUCCUGGCGUUCGUUGCGUACGUAGUCGACGCCGUGAUGUUAAAACUCAAAUGUCCUGCGGGUUACCUGUCCAGCAUGCGAGGCAUCCUGCGCUUCAGCCAAGCGUUUGUAGCCUGCCUCAUUUUUACCGCGGUCUACAGCUACUUCAAAGGAGUGGAAAACCAGUUCCGGCCUUUAGGUUUGAUCUGGUGUAUUCUGGUCUACGUGGUGUGUUUUCUUCCAACCGUGCUGGUGAUACCGUCACACCUGCAGAAGUGCGUGGAUCUGCUGCGAUGGUUCGACCUCAAUAAGUUGGAGCUGGUGCUUGAUGUUGUUGCUGUCGCUCUAUACAUCUCUGCUGCCAUCCUCUGGCCUGCGUAUGGCUAUAAAAACUAUAAAAGAGACUCCAAAACCCACGAUUAUCGCUUUCAUGACCUUAACUUGGUCACAGUCUUGACGUAUGUGAACUUGGGGCUUUACCUCGCAGACCUCAUUUGGACUUUGAUUGUACUUUGUAAAAAAAGGUAGGCAUGUUGUAGAGUCUGGGCUUUUUGGUUUUUCAUAAAGUGUUUUUUCAGACUAGUGAAAAGAAAACGUCCAAAAGACACUGUCAAGUGUUCCUUUUGUAGCACUUUAUCUAUUUGUGUCAACAGAUUUCAAUUACAAUACAUAUUUUUAAAGGCCGUUUUCCCAAAAUGAGCUUCUUCUUCUACACUAAGCCAUAAAUCUCUA
Labeo rohita (rohu) is the source of this 1059-nucleotide messenger RNA. RefSeq names its product myeloid-associated differentiation marker-like protein 2. The record is from RefSeq and is a predicted model, not a curated record. The transcript has a single exon. NCBI's taxonomy places the organism in Eukaryota, Metazoa, Chordata, Actinopteri, Cypriniformes, Cyprinidae. Gene Ontology annotation, cellular component: membrane. The coding region runs from base 1 to 855 and encodes 284 amino acids.